Molecule: messenger RNA, 1620 nt
Organism: Papilio xuthus (Asian swallowtail)
Lineage: Eukaryota; Metazoa; Arthropoda; Insecta; Lepidoptera; Papilionidae
Product: Kv channel-interacting protein 1
Exons: 7
Coding region: 683-1318 (211 amino acids)
Molecular function (GO): calcium ion binding
Source: RefSeq, a predicted model, not a curated record
GUUUUCCUAUAACGUUUCAGGAUUGGUCUAUAUUUGGCCAACUAUAGCUCGACAUUUUCAGUGAUCGCUCGUGCCCGGGCAGACGCGGUCGUGUCUGAAGUUAUAUCGAUUUAUCGUCAACGCCUCUUUACUAAACAAAUGUAAUAUGACGCGUAGCACUUAAAAUGUCCUCUUCACUACCGACAUGAAUAAACACAGUGCAAAUAUAUCGAUCCGGUUACAUAAAUGCUAAUAAAAGUGAUAAAUAUACGUUUGAAAUCCCGGACUACUUCUAGGAUCUGAUUAGAAAGAGAGAGGUGCACGGAAAAAGGAUAGAUUGAUGAACGGCGCCCACUUGUGUUUUAAUAAAUUGAUAAUUAAAAAAAAAGAAACCAAAUGUUUUUCCUUUUGAAAUUUAAAAAAAGUUUAAAGAAUGUGAAAAAACAGUGAUUUCUAAUUAUUAUCCGACUUCGUGCCUCUAUUUAUCUAUUCGGAUUCCUGCCUUUUAGCCAUCCAUAAAACUCAAAUAAUACAAAUUAAAUAAUCUCCCGCCAAUCUAUGGCCUCGAACUGUCAAAUUGAAGAGUUAAUCCAGCUCGCCAAAAUAUUAACAUAGAUUAAAAAUAAACGUCAGUGAUAAAUUAGAUAUAGUGUUGUCAGUAUGUUGUGAUUAAUAGUGUUGUUGUUAAAAAUAUUUAGUGAAGAUGGCCACUCCUCCGGAAUCACCAGUUGAAGAACAUGCGUACGAAUUAGAACCUAGCAGAACGCCGAAACCGAUUCCAGUUGCAUUGGAAGAGUUAUGCAGACAGACAAAAUUCUCAAAACAAGAAAUCAGAGUUAUGUAUAGAGGUUUUAAGACGGAGUGUCCAGAAGGUGUGGUCCACGAAGAAUCAUUUAAAGAUAUUUAUGCCAAAUUCUUUCCACAUGGAAAUUCAGCACUGUACGCGCAUUAUGUCUUCAAAGCGUUCGAUGUUAACUGCAGCGGGGCAAUCAGCUUUAGAGAGCUUCUCGUCACACUAUCCACGCUACUUCGAGGUUCGGUAUACGAGCGUCUACGCUGGGCGUUCAGGUUGUACGACGUGGAUGGAGACGGAGCCAUCACACGACAGGAACUUGCUGAAGUUGUGGUAGCUGUUCACGAGUUGUUGGGCAGACGUGCACCGCCUGGCUCGCCUGCUGCUAGACUGGAUGAUGCUAAGGCUAAUGAACAGGUGGACAGGGUGUUCAGGAAGCUGGACCUGAACCAGGACGGCGUGAUUACGAUCGAGGAGUUUCUGGAGUCGUGCCUCAAGGAUGACGUCAUCACACGUUCACUGCAGAUGUUUGAUACGGGGCUAUGACGCCAGACUGACCCAGCGCACACGCGCGUUGCUGCCAGGAGUGUGGUGAAGCGCACAGCGUACUGCCGCUGUCGCCGUGAGCGGAGUGGCGCGGCGUGGCGCGCGGCGGCCGCGCUGGCGGAGUGCGCGCGCUGCUUUGCCGCCUUCGACCACUUCUACCGGCGCGUGCUCAUGCCCAAAAUAAAAAGCGUCAUGUUUUUCCAUUUCUAGGUUAAUUACGUCAAGAAAACGCGGGAAAUCAACGUACUGUCAGCUGCUUUUUUUUUUGACCUUGUGAUUUUUUUUAAUUGUUCGUUUUGUGC